AUGGUCAACCAGGCAUUCAUCGUCGCGGCCAAGCGUACGCCCUUCGGCGCGUUCGGUGGCAAGCUUUCCAACUUUACCGCUUCGCAACUCGGCGGUCUGGCUUCCAAAGCGGCGCUGUCGCAGUUGCCCUCGCAGACGCAGGUGGAUGCUACGAUCUUUGGCAACGUGCAUGCGUCGGACAACACGGCGGCUUACCUGGCCCGUCAUGUGGGGCACCACGCCGGUUUGCCUGUCACCGUUCCCGCUCUCACCGUCAACCGUCUCUGCGGUAGUGGAUUCCAAAGCAUUAUCAAUGCGGUGCACGAGAUUCGUGUUGGUGAUUCCGACGUCGUGCUGACCGGUGGAACGGAGAGCAUGUCUCAAGCGCCCUACACGCUCAAUGGUGUGAGGUUCGGAAACACGCGCUACGGUGUGGACCUCAAGCUGGUCGAUUCGCUAGCGGCGGCGUUGACCGAUCAGGUGCCUACACCUACACCUAUGGGCAUCACCGCUGAGAACCUCGCUGCCAAGUACGGGAUCACUCGUCAGCAGUGCGAUGAGUACGCGCUGCAAACCCAGCAACGCUACCAGAAGGCGCUGAGCGAGGGGGCGUUCAAGGACGAAAUCGUUCCCGUGGAGAUCAAGACCAAGAAGACCACCGAGAGCUUCGAAGCGGACGAACACCCGCGUGCCAAGACCACCGUCGAGAGCCUCGGCAAGUUGCCCUCUGUGUUCAAGAAGGAGGGCACGGUGAGUGCCGGUAACGCCUCGGGCAUCUGCGAUGGUGCGGCUGCCAACGUCGUCGCCUCGGAAGAGGCGAUCAAGAAGUUCGGUAUCACCCCCCUCGCCCGUAUCGUCAGCUACGGCGUGACCGCGUGCGAACCGAGCAUCAUGGGCAUCGGUCCCGUUGAAGCGGCCAAGCUCGCCCUCAACCGCGCCGGUCUCAAGAUCAGCGAUAUGGACCUCAUCGAGGUCAACGAGGCCUUUGCCGCACAGUUCCUCAGUGUGCAAAAGGAGCUCGAACUGCCCAAUGACAAGACGAACGUUUUCGGUGGCGCCAUCGCCCUCGGUCACCCCCUCGGCGCCAGUGGCGCAAGGAUCAUGGCCAAUCUGACGCACAACCUGAUCAGGUUGGACAAGAAGUAUGCGCUGGGCGCGGCGUGCAUCGGUGGCGGACAGGGGAUUGCGAUUGUCAUCGAGAGGGUGUGA
Molecule: messenger RNA, 1188 nt
Organism: Kalmanozyma brasiliensis GHG001
Lineage: Eukaryota; Fungi; Basidiomycota; Ustilaginomycetes; Ustilaginales
Product: Thiolase, N-terminal
Exons: 1
Coding region: 1-1188 (395 amino acids)
Biological process (GO): fatty acid beta-oxidation
Molecular function (GO): acetyl-CoA C-acetyltransferase activity
Source: RefSeq, a predicted model, not a curated record